AUGAGGCAAAGAGCGUACCGCAGGAAUGCGGCCCAUCCCAAGAUAACGCCCUGGGUCGGCCGGAGAGACGAUACGGAGCCCAACGAAGAUGAGGAAUUUGGAGACGAUGAGUCUGAGGGGCGUCCUGAUCAGCCGGGCCGGGACAGAGGGAAGGGCAAGGGAAAGGGAAAGGGGAGCUUAACCAUAUCACGUCCUCCGGAAUCGACAACUUCAGAAGCAUCCACUCCAACUCCAUCCUCCUCUCUGCCCGAGACGUCGGCUGAUACGACGGCGCUGUCCACUUCUUCGACGCUGUCCAAGUCUACGGCGAUGUCUGAGUCCCACACAAACGUCGUCGCACCUGUCCACCAGGCUGGAGACUGGAACUGUCACCACCAGAAGCAGUCUCGCUACGUCUUCGGCUGUGCUGGAUCCAUCCUUAUCAACAAGCCAGGGCAGGCAUUGAGCGGUAACUCUGGCCUAGAUUCAGGCCAGAUUGCCGGAAUCGUCGUGGGCUCCGUUGCAUUCCUCAUCUUUACUGCCGUAGCAGUUCUCUUCGUUUGGCGUAGACGAAGAAGUCCGAAUCACUUUUCAAAAGCGAGGUCCAUGUUCAAUCACGGAGAGAACUGGCCAGCGACUCACGAACCCAACCAGGACAUGGAAGAAGCGCUCCUCCAGCGAGCAGAAGCCCAACCGUUCCAUAACCAAGCCGCCACCACAAUAAACAAGCCCAAACCAGCGUUAAGACUCUCCAUGUGGCUCCGACGGUCCGAUCACUUCUCCACCCAUCACACACGCCCCGCAGCCCACGAUGACGGCCCUUCCUCCGACACCACCUCGGUCCUCUCCUUGCCAACCACCAUCGCCACCAGCCGGGGAAACACAAACAGCACCUUCCUCCCGACCACACCGCUGCACUAUCCCGUCAGGCACCCAGACCCAGUACCGCCGCCGCUGCCGCGGCCAGCGCCGCCGAUACCAGAGCAGCCCCGGCACCAGCAGCACGAGCAACAGCAACCAUGUUCGGCGUGGUCCGACUCGUCAUCAGCCACGACGCAUACCACCAGUGACAGCGAGAACACCGACGCCACAGACAGCACGAGCCAAGCAACAGCACACGAACCAUCCACGCUGGCCUUCCUCCUCCACUCCGGCCCUUCACUAAGACUCGCCGUUUCUGCACCAGAUCAUUAA
This is a messenger RNA of Parathielavia appendiculata, 1173 nucleotides long. RefSeq lists its product as uncharacterized. The record is from RefSeq and is a predicted model, not a curated record. The transcript has 4 exons. Bases 1 to 1173 code for a protein of 390 amino acids. Lineage: Eukaryota; Fungi; Ascomycota; Sordariomycetes; Sordariales; Chaetomiaceae.